UGCGGAAGAAGGUCUUACAGCGCGAAGGAGAGGCGAAAUGGCUCGCACCAAGCAAACCGCUCGGAAGUCUACCGGUGGCAAGGCCCCUCGCAAGCAGCUGGCCACCAAGGCUGCCCGGAAAAGCGCUCCUGCUACCGGAGGAGUGAAGAAGCCCCACCGCUACCGCCCCGGGACCGUCGCCUUGAGAGAGAUCCGGCGCUACCAGAAGUCUACCGAACUCCUGAUCCGCAAGCUGCCUUUCCAGCGCCUGGUGCGGGAGAUCGCCCAGGAUUUCAAGACCGACCUGCGCUUCCAGAGCUCGGCCGUCAUGGCCUUGCAGGAGGCCAGCGAGGCUUAUCUGGUGGGGCUCUUCGAGGACACCAACCUCUGCGCCAUCCACGCCAAAAGGGUCACCAUCAUGCCCAAGGACAUCCAGCUGGCCAGGCGCAUCCGCGGCGAGAGGGCAUAAAAGGAGAACGACCACCCUGUGAAACCAAAAGGCUCUUUUAAGAGCCACCACUUGCUCCCAAAAAAAGCUGGAACCCAAAAUAUUGUAGUUGGCUUAAACGGUGCAGGAGGUGAAGCGAUGGGGGUGAGAUUCGCA
This is a messenger RNA of Pogona vitticeps (central bearded dragon), 583 nucleotides long. NCBI's taxonomy places the organism in Eukaryota, Metazoa, Chordata, Lepidosauria, Squamata, Agamidae. The record is from RefSeq and is a predicted model, not a curated record.